CUUUUUGUUGCUGUGCCCUGGGAAAUAAACAAGGGCUUUCUUCCUUCAUCCCAGCCAGAGAGACAGAGGGAGAGAGAGCCGGGGAUCUAGGAAGAAAGGCACAGGCAGGGAGGGAGGGAAGGACCAGGGAGAGGAGGGAAGAAAUAUAAAGCAAGACAGAUGGGCAGAGGUGAUAGGCAGAUGUGGCUUAGGAUUUCUUACUGUGCAUCUUUAUGUAGGUGCAGUGAGGAGUUAAAGGCAGAUGCUUUGGACAUGAAUGAGCUCUGAGGGAAUUUCUGCAGUGUGAGGGGGUUACACAAGCUGUCAGGUAGGAGAGGGAAAUGAGUGUGUGUCUGUGCCUGCAGUGAAGGAUUGUAGCAGUGUAUUCUGUGCGUCCUCUAUGGAAAGACAAUGUGCAUGUGUCUAAUUCAAGGCAAUGAUGAAUAAUGUGAUCGCUUUGCACUUGCUGACACCGAGGCGCAUAGCAAGUGCUGUUAUUGUAUAUUGAAUGUCAUUCUGGUGAUGAAUUCCUGACAGGUAGGAUGAGAAGAGUCAGCUCAUCUGCAAAGUAGGAGGACUGGCAGGCACGCAUGUGUGCAUGGACAGCUUAGCACUCUUGUCACCUCUGGGCUUUUUGUUUUUAUUGGUGGACUCUGGCUUCAUGUGCAUUUGCAUCCAGCAUAGGGGAAGUGUGCAUUACAUGUGAUAGGUAGACCGUGUGUGUGUGUGCAGAUACUAAAGGCUCUGCGUGCCUGCAGCUAGGAGACAGGAGGAAGUAUUGGAAGACUAAAGAUGGCUCCUGCCGGUGCUCUCUGGGUGCUGCUGCUGGCCGGUUCCCAGCUCCUGUUAAGAAGUGGAGGAGAAGAGGAUUCGUCCAGGGAGCUCGAGUGCAAGAUGAAAAGCAUCACCGUCUCGGCUCUCCCCUUCCUCCGAGAGAACGACCUCAGCAUCAUGCACAGCCCCUCUGCCUCCGAGCCCAAGCUCCUCUUCUCCGUCCGGAACGACUUCCCGGGGGAGAUUGCGGUAGCUGACGAUCUGGAGAACACAGAGCUGCCUUACUUUGUGCUGGAAAUCGCAGGGAACACAGAUGACAUCCCCCUGGUCCGCUGGAGACAGCAGUGGCUUGAGAACGGAACGCUCCUCUUCCAUAUUCACCACCAGGAUGGAGCAUCAAAGCUGCCAGGACAUGAAGCCACAGAGGAACCUCAAGGCGAGGCAGCUGAAGAAGAACUCAGGAUAUUGCACAUCUCUGUCAUGGGUGGAAUGAUCGCCCUCCUGCUUUGCAUCCUGUGCCUGCUUCUUAUCCUGUAUACAAGGAGACGAUGGUGCAAGAGGAGACGCGCCCCCCAACCACAGAAGAGUGCCAGUGCAGAAGCAGCCAAUGAGAUCCAUUACAUACCCUCGGUACUAAUUGGAGGUGGCCACGGCAGAGAAAGCCUUCGCAAUGCCCGUGGACAAUCGACCCACCCUGGUGGAACCCUUGGCAUUCGUGAGACCCCCAUCCUAGACGGCUACGAGUAUGAUGUCACUGAGCUACGUCAUCACCUCCAGCGGGAGUGCAUGAAUGGUGGGGAAGAUUUUGGCAGCCAGGUGUCCCGCACUCUGGAAUCCCUUCAGGGAUGCAAUGAUAAGAACACCAUGGACCUCACUCCUGGUAGUGAGAAUGCUAAGAUGUCUCUGAUGAACAAGUACAAGGAGAGCAUGAUAUCUAAUAGCUCAGCCGACCCCAACAACCAGCCCACGACGCUGCUGUCACACGGUGCUUCCAGCCAGCAUAAGCGAAUCAACAGCAAAAUGCGAGCAGGCUCAGCCUUCCUCAACCCUGAAGGAGAUUGCGGAGGAGAGAUGGAUAGUGACACUCAACUGACUUUCUAUACGGACCCUUCUCGGAGCCGAAGACGUAGCAGAGUUGGUUCGCCCCGAAGUCCUGUGAACAAGAUGACACUAACACUCCUAAGCAUAACCAGUUGUGUUAUUGGUCUGGUUUGCUCAUCUCAUAUCAGCUGCCCAUUGAUAGUUAGGAUAACCCUCCAUGUGCCAGAACAUCUAAUUGCUGAUGGCAGCCGUUUUAUCCUACUGGAGGGAAGCCAGUUAGAUGCCAGUGACUGGCUGAACCCUGCCCAGGUGGUGCUCUUCUCACAGAUGAACUCCAGUGGCCCUUGGGCACUAGACCUUUGUGCAAAGAGAAUACUGGACCCCUGUGAGCACUUAUGUGACCCUGAUACAGGAGAGUGUCUCUGUCAUGAGGGAUACAUGAAGGAUCCAGUGCACAAACACCUCUGCAUACGGAAUGAGUGGGGAACCAAUCAGGGCCCUUGGCCUUACACCAUGUUUCAGAGAGGAUUUGACCUGGUCCUGGGGGAACAACCGGCCGACAAAAUAUUCAGAUUUACGUACACUCUGGGAGAGGGUAUGUGGCUUCCUCUCAGUAAGAGCUUUGUCAUCCCCCCUGCCGAACUGGCCAUUAAUCCAUCAGCCAAGUGUAAAACAGACAUGACUGUCAUGGAGGAUGCUGUUGAGGUCAGAGAGGAACUUAUGACCUCUUCUUCAUUUGAUAACCUUGAGAUUCUGCUAGACUCCUUCGGUCCUGUUCGGGAUUGUUCCAAGGGAAAUGGUGGAUGCAGCAAGAACUUCCGCUGUGUUUCUGAUCGUAAACUGGACUCUAGUGGUUGUGUGUGCCCUCCAGGACUUAGUCCUAUGAAGGACCAAUCAGGAUGCUACAAUCGCCAGAUGGGGGUUGACUGUUCGGAUGGCUUUAACGGUGGCUGUGAACAGCUCUGCCUUCAGAAAGAAGUCCCCUUUCCAGACGAUCCAGAAAUGUACAAUAUUCUCAUGAUUUGCGGCUGUAUUGAAGACUAUAAAUUGGGUCCCGAUGGAUUGUCAUGCCACCUGGUCACAGAGCCCUGCCCUGGUGGAGCGCACUGUGGAGAGAGUCCUGAGAUGCCGAUGAACCAAACCCUCUUUGGAGAGCUCUUCUAUGGCUACAAUAAUAAGACUAAGGAGAAUUCAUCAGGGCAGCUGCUAAAAGGAACAUUUAGACAAAAUAACUUUGCUCGCGGAUUGGAGCAUCAGCUGCCAGAUGGUCUUCUUGUUACAACCGUACCAUCAGAAACACAGUGUCACGAAGAGAUAUCUGAGCCUGUUCCCGACCCUGAUUUUCUGACAGGCAUGGUCAAUUUCAGCGAAGUGACUGGCUAUCCUCUAAUUCAGCAUUGGACAGUUCGGUCUGUUAUGUACCAUGUUCGUCUUAACCAGCCGGUUGUCUCCCAAGCCUUUACUCAUGCUCUACAUGCACUGGAUGGAGCAACUUCACGGCUAGAAUUUAUGCCACUGUUGGAACAGUUUGGAAACCAUUACAUUCAGGAGGCAGUGUAUGGGUUUGAGGAGACAUGCUCGAUCUGGUACCCCAACCGGCAAGUUCAGAGGCAGAUGUGGCUUGAAUUUGAAGACAUAAGUAAAGGAAAUACCCCAUCAGAUGAGUCAGAGGAACGAGAGAGAGAGCCCAAGGUGCUGACUUUCCCAGAAUACAUUAACAGUCUGCUGGACACAAGUACAAGGCGCCUUGUGCAAGGCCUGCGGAUGGAGUGCCAGAGCCGAGGUCGUUGCUCCUCCUACUGUCAGUUGUGUCAUGUAACCUCUAGUCCCGAUGCUCCCCCAGAACCUGUUCUUUUAGAGGUCACAAAAGCAGCACCCAUUUAUGAGCUAGUCACAAAUAACAACCUCACCCAACAGUUGCUGCAGGAAGCUGUGCUCAGCUCUCUCUGGUGCUCUGGCCGCGGAGACGUGAUUGAAGAUUGGUGUCGAUGUGAUUCUUCUGCCUUUGGUGUUGACGGACUUCCAACCUGCGCCCCGUUACCACAACCUGUGAUUCACCUUUCUAUGCUGCAGGAACCCAGCAGUUCCCUCCUGGUGCUGGAGUGGCAGCAUUUAGAGUCUCCGAUUGGAGCAAGAAUAGUGGACUACAUCAUCAGCCAGGAGAAAAAUGCUGACAAACUCGACCAUUCCAAAAUGGAAACAGAAAACGUGCUGAGUUUUGUUGAAGACAUCAUCUCAGGAGCCAAAUCUCCAUGUGUGAUGCCAGCCCAAGUACCUGACAAACAUUCUUCAGUGAUAUCCAUUGUGGUCCGCUGCCUGGAGUCCGACACUUCCUACACGUUCACACUAUGGGGAGUGGAUAAUACUGGACGACGGUCAGAACCAAGCCAUGUCACUGUCCGAAUGCCCUGUCCAGAGGUGGAUGAUGUAAAGUCACAAGAGGUUGCUGAUAAAAUCUACAACCUUUUCAACGGCUAUACCAGCGGUAAAGAACAACAGACGGCAUACAACACACUGCUGGAACUUGGCUCCCCCAGCCUGCACAGAGUACGUUUUCACUACAACCAGCACUUUCAGAGCUUUGGGGAGUUCACUUGGCGGUGUGAGGAUGAGCUUGGUCCAAGGAAAGCUGGCUUAGUAUUAUCUCAGCUGGAUGCCUUGAGCCCUCGGUGCAGCUAUCUUUUGGGAGAACCACGUAUAAGCCUGAGACGUUCUUCAUUGCGCUACCUUGCCUGCCGCUACAAUGAGCCUAAACCUCAUGCAUUAAACUGGACAGAACUGAAUAGAGACCUGCGAAAGAACUGUGAGGAACAAAUGCUCAUUGUGUUGAGCAAUGACUAUGGAGAUAGCAAAGACUACUGAAGGUCACUGGUACUCCAACCAGUAGACUCAGGAACAGACUGUGCUUGAAAACAAAAGUUUGAAUUAGACACUGUAUAAAAUGAGACCGCCGAAGCUCUCACUGAUGAACUCAAAGCAGAAGAUAAUCGACUGCCACCAGUUUGCUUGUGGAAUCAAGGUUUUUGGCAAGAAAUCUGGUGGAAUUCUACAUCAUGGUGCACUACACAAAAGCAAGCAUUAUAACUGAGCACCAGUAUCCUUAUGUAUUGUCCUUCUUAUUUAAUAGGCUACAGUAUUU
Nanorana parkeri is the source of this 4933-nucleotide messenger RNA. It is a transcript of the gene ASTN1, whose product is annotated as astrotactin 1. The record is from RefSeq and is a predicted model, not a curated record. Gene Ontology annotation, biological process: neuron cell-cell adhesion; neuron migration. The coding region runs from base 772 to 4656 and encodes 1294 amino acids. The transcript has 24 exons. Lineage: Eukaryota; Metazoa; Chordata; Amphibia; Anura; Dicroglossidae.